Molecule: messenger RNA, 1186 nt
Organism: Ciona intestinalis (vase tunicate)
Lineage: Eukaryota; Metazoa; Chordata; Ascidiacea; Phlebobranchia; Cionidae
Source: RefSeq, a predicted model, not a curated record
GCGCCGCAUGUACAUUCGCGCUAAGUUCGUACACAUACAACGCUAUAGCGUAGUAAUUUAUUGACUAGAAACUUGAAGGUUCGUUUUUGGUACGUUUACAAUUUUUUGAAUACCAAUUAGAACGUUGAAUUUGCUUAAAUACGUUUACAAAUGGCAAAACACCACCCGGAUUUAAUAUUCUGCCGUAAGCAGCCUGGAGUUGCUAUUGGACGAUUGUGUGAAAAAUGUGAUGGCAGAUGUGUGAUAUGCGAUUCUUAUGUAAGACCAUGUACUUUGGUUCGAAUAUGUGAUGAAUGUAACUAUGGCUCUUACCAGGGCCGAUGUGUUAUUUGUGGUGGACCUGGUGUUUCUGAUGCUUACUACUGUAAAGAAUGCACCAUGCAAGAAAAAGAUAGAGAUGGCUGCCCUAAGAUUGUAAACCUUGGAAGUGCGAAAACGGAUUUAUUCUACGAGAGGAAAAAAUAUGGAUUCAAAAAGAGAUGAUAGCACCAACAGUACAAAUAUGCUGCGCUGCAUAUUGAGAACAAAUGAAACGAGUUGUAACAACUUUUAUACCAGUCUCAACUUUUAUCAAAAAAAUAAACUGCUUGUUUCAGAAAAUGUUUUUUUUUUGGAAAUAGUGAAAUUUUAUAAAUUGUGGUAAAUGAAUUUUAGACACCUCGGAUCAUUGAAUGAUAAUGAACAUGUUUACAGUUGUAUAUUUGGAAUUAAAAAACGUAAUUUGUAUUUUUUUACUACAUUGUUAGUGCAAAGUGCAUACGUACGUUUAUUAAAAGCACAAUUAAUCAUAAAAAGCAGGUAAAUAAUUUGAAGUUCAUCUUUGGAACAGUUAUAUGUGAAAAUAAAUUAAACAAAAAGGCAUAUGUUGUGAAUGGAAUUCAGGAUUGUAAAAAGUAGUGCAAUAUGAAUUUGUGAAUACAAAAUUUUUAGGUAGAGAGUCUAGAAAAGAGUUUUUUUUGUGGAAAAUGAAUUUUUAGACACCUCGGGUAAUUGAAUGAUAAUGAACGUGUUUACAGUUGUAUAUUUGGAAUUAAAAAAAACAUAAUUUGUAUUUUUUAACUACAUUGUUAGUGCAAAAAGUGCAUACGUAAAAAGUUCAUCUUUAGAACAGUUAUAUAAAAAGCAGGUAAAUAAUUUGAAGUUCAUCUUUGGAACAGUUAUAUGUGAAAAUAAAUUAAACAAAAAG